CUUUUUAUGUAACGACGAAUUUAAUUGGAUGCUAUCUUUUUCAUCACCAAAUAGAAAUUCACGUUUCAAACAACAUCAAUGUCUAAUAUCUGCAUACGGGCAUUGGUGGAAGUAUCAGAAAAAUGGCAGCGACAAGUGGGUAUAGUUCCACUGAAUCACUAAAUACAAGUAUUCAAGAAAUUCCUGACCCUUUGAAACAGCUUUAUCCUGCUGUAAACGAAGAUGAAACCCCUCUUCCGAGAUCUUGGAGUUCUAAAGAUAAAUACAACUUUAUUGGAUUAUCCCAAAAUAAUCUGCGCGUACACUACAAAGGUGUAGGAAAGAACCACAAAGAUGCUGCCAGUGUGAGGGCCACACACCCCAUCCCCCCAUCAUGUGGAAUUUAUUAUUUUGAAGUCAAGAUAAUCAGCAAAGGGCGAGAUGGAUAUAUGGGGAUUGGAUUAUCAGCUCAGGGAGUCAAUAUGAAUCGAUUGCCAGGAUGGGAUAAGCAUUCCUAUGGUUACCAUGGAGAUGAUGGCCAUUCAUUCUGUUCCUCUGGAACUGGUCAGCCAUAUGGACCAACAUUUACAACAGGCGAUGUUAUUGGUUGCUGUGUCAACCUCAUAGACAACUCCUGUUUCUACACAAAAAAUGGAAUCAAUUUAGGCCUUGCAUUCACAGACUUGCCGUCAAACCUGUACCCUACGGUGGGGCUCCAGACCCCAGGAGAAGUGGUGGAAGCUAACUUCGGACAGAAUCCUUUUGUCUUUGACAUAGAGGACUAUAUGAAGGAGUGGCAUAUGAAAACCAAACUGACUAUAGAGAGGUUUCCUGUUAGUGACAAGAAGGGCGAGUGGCAGACUGCCCUACAACAGAUUGUGUCUACGUACCUGGUACAUCAUGGUUACUGUGGCACAGCUGAAGCAUUCUCUAGAUCUACUGGACAAUCUAUAGAAGAAGACAUGUCCUCCAUCAAAAACAGGCAAAGAAUACAGAAGUUAGUGUUAGCAGGUCGCAUGGGUGAAGCAAUAGAGACAACACAACAACUAUAUCCUGGAUUAUUAGAGAGAAACUUCAAUCUACUGUUUAUGCUCAAAUGUAGACAAUUCAUAGAGAUGGUGAACGGAACAGACACAGAGGUUAGAGGCCCAGCAAUCCGCAGUCCAAAAACACGACAUGGGAGUGGAUCAAACCGUUCCAGUCCCAACAUGAGCCCAGUACACCACACAAAUUCAUAUUCACAGAAAAACACACCAGUAGGAUCCCGUGGCAAUAGUCCUAAUCGACCUAUAGGUGUCAAAGGUCAUAGUUCAGGUUCAUCUUCACAAACCAGUCAAAACUUACAGAUGUCACAAACAAACAAUCAGAACAUGGGUGAAUUAAAGACAAUAUCGGAGGAGCAUUUGAAUCGUGCGAAUUUAGCUAUGAAUGGUUCAGAAUGUCACAUGAUUGAGGAUGACGAUGUGGAAAUGAUGGAUGGACUGGUGACAGAGACUAAAACAUUCACAAAUGGAAAUUCAGAUGGAGCAUACAUGAAUGGGAAUAGUCACACAUGCAAACUGGAGGACAUGGACGUGGAUGUCCCUUCAGGUAAAAGGCAGUUGUGUGGGGGAUCUCAGGCAGCUAUAGAGAAAAUGCUACUGUUUGGGCGAGAACUUCAGGCCAUGAGUCAAAGACUAAAACGCGAGUUUGGCAAAAAUGACAGCAACAACAAAUCUAUACAGAAUGCCUUUAGUUUGCUGGCAUACUCCGAUCCAUGGAACAGUCCAGUAGGAUACCAGUUAGACCCGGUGCAACGAGAGCCAAUUUGUGCUGCCUUAAACAGUGCUAUAUUAGAAUCCCAGGGUCUCCCAAAACAGCCUCCUUUAGAACUGGUGAUUGCCCAGUCCACCGAGUGCAUGAAGCUGAUGUCCAAGGCCAAGAUUGGGUCCUGUGCGUUCGCCAACCUCUCUGAUUAUCUCCACUGACGAAGAAGAAGGAGCGGGAACCUGACAAGUUUCCAAGAGUGUAGAAUUUGUACGGUGAUGGACGCAGUUCAUGUGAAAUGACUAACAUUGAGUAAUCAUUAUAUGCAACACUUCUCAAAUCAACUGUAGUCUCUUCAUUUUUAAUAUGCAUUUUUUUAAAAAGAGAAAUACAAAAGUGUAUUGAAUGGUAACUAGUGCUUUUAUGUCCAAAUUUUUUCUUAAAUGACUAAAAUGUAUUAUAAUUUUUGAUGUGAUUGAAAGACAAUAUUUUUUAAAAAUUUAUAUACGAUUACAGUGUAAAUUUCAUUAGCAUGAACCAAGAAAGGGAAAAGUUCAGAAAUGCUAGGAUUUUCAUAUCAGCGUUUUUUCAAGAGGUUCCUCUACAUGUUAUAUUCUGAGUUGAAUAUUAACUCCAUUUCUUUAUUUUCCUUGUCCAAAAAAGUUGAAAUGAGAAUGGUACAUGCCUUCAUAUGUGCAUACACCUGCAAGUGUGUGAGUGAAACACCCAUUCUGUGGAGUGGUUAGGGUAUGCUUCAUAUUGUAACGCCCAUCUUUACCAAAACUUUUCAUGAUGACUGCAUGCUUUUCCCCCCACUAUAUUUAAUGGGAGAUUGAAGGUACACGUAUCUACUUGAGCAGUAUUGAGAAAGACACGAUUGACUUGUUGCAAUGCUGCAUCUCUUUGAGUUUGUCAGGUUAAAUUAUAUUUAUAUUGAUCUCAUUCCACACUCUGCUGAAUGGGUCUUUAACAUGAUAUUAUUAAUGGUGAACAACAUGUUAACGUGGUUGCAACUUCUAAAAUCAGGCAAUAUUCGAUAUGAAAAAAUGGCGGAAUGUCAUUUGUGUGUACAUAAUAUGAUUAUUGCAUGGACAUGUAAUGAUGCACAGAGGAUGCAUAGAAAACAUCAUAGGAUGACUUUCAGAAAAUGGUGACUGGUUUUAUAAUGUACUGCAUAUAUUGUUUGUGAUCAGAUUGUAUUUGUGAUCUAAAGAAAAAAAACUUCCCUAAUUCUGUUUUAUUGAGAUCUUUUGAUUUAUUGAUAGAUAUGAAUAUUUAUUCUGUUAAUGAAGAAAUGGGAGAUAAAGACAUUGUGAAUGAGUAUUCUAUUCAGCCUAUUUUACAGAUCAGUUUAUUUAUUGAUAUGAGAGGAACACUUAUGCAAGUAUAAUAUAAAGUGCAAAUGUUUUUAUACCAAACAGCAGUGGAACUAUAUCUUAUGUGUGUGAUAUUUAAAUACAUUAAAGAUUGUACAUCUUGAA
Molecule: messenger RNA, 3206 nt
Organism: Ostrea edulis (European flat oyster)
Lineage: Eukaryota; Metazoa; Mollusca; Bivalvia; Ostreida; Ostreidae
Product: ran-binding protein 9-like
Exons: 12
Coding region: 123-1946 (607 amino acids)
Biological process (GO): cell surface receptor signaling pathway; cytoskeleton organization
Cellular component (GO): cytoplasm
Molecular function (GO): protein binding
Source: RefSeq, a predicted model, not a curated record